Molecule: messenger RNA, 1824 nt
Organism: Mytilinidion resinicola
Lineage: Eukaryota; Fungi; Ascomycota; Dothideomycetes; Mytilinidiales; Mytilinidiaceae
Product: beta-glucan synthesis-associated
Exons: 10
Coding region: 1-1824 (607 amino acids)
Biological process (GO): fungal-type cell wall organization; (1->6)-beta-D-glucan biosynthetic process
Cellular component (GO): endoplasmic reticulum membrane; plasma membrane
Molecular function (GO): glucosidase activity
Source: RefSeq, a predicted model, not a curated record
AUGUCUGGGGCGCAGCAUUCGCCCCCAUCGAGCGUGCGGGACUUGGGCGCAGACUACACCCGCUACUUCAAUCCUUUCUCGGACAGCAAGGGAGGCUCUUUCGCGGAUGGCACUGCUUCACGGCCUCGCUCUCCAGCAAGCACACCUGGACUAGGCUCGAAUCCAUUCAACACGCCCCGAGCCUCCACUACAAAGCUCAACAUUCAGAAUGACCCCGAAAAGGCAACCGGUGCUGCGGUGCCCCUUCUAUUCAUGGAUGAUCGUUUGGGCGCGCCAUACUCGGAGAAAGCGGGUUACGUAUAUCCAUCGGUGGACGAACCGGAGACUGACGAUGACAUGCAUCUCCCGCGGCCAGACGACGAUAUCACAUUCAAGGUACCCUGGAAAGAUCAUUUCAACCGCGAGAACAUCGUCUCAACCUUGGGUAUGACUUUUAUGAUCAUCGGCUUGUUGUUUGUCUUCGUUGCGCUUCCCGUCAUGAGUUCCAUGGGCGUUAUUUCGUACAACUCAGACCAGACCCCUCUUAAUCAGAUGGGAUACGGCAAAGAGCAGCGCGAGGAGUGGGCCAUUGUAAAUAAUCUCACCUAUUCGCUGCUGAAGAAUGUCAGGACGGGCCUGAUAGACCCGGCGACGCCAGAUCGUGCCAAGACCAGGAAGAGCCUCGAUGGAGAGGAGCUCGAGCUCGUGUUUAGUGACGAGUUUAACGACAACAAUCGUACGUUCUACGAGGGUGACGACCCUUACUGGUAUGCUCCUGACAUCUGGUAUGGAGCUACCGUCGAUCUGGACUGGUACGACCCGGACGCGGUCACGACGUGGGACGGCACGCUUGAGAUGAGGCUAGAUAAGUUCAUAAACCACGGAGUAGGGUAUCGAUCGGGCAUGCUCAAUAGCUGGAACCACCUCUGCUUCAAAGGUGGCAUUUUCGAGGUGUCAGUAUCGCUGCCCGGGCCUGCAGGUGUCAUGGGCCUGUGGCCGGGCGCGUGGACGAUGGGCAACCUUGGAAGGCCUGGUUACCUGGCCACAACUGAAGGGUUGUGGCCUUACACGUAUGACUCCUGCGACGCGGGAAUCACGCCCAAUCAAUCCAGUUCCGACGGGCUGUCGCGUCUGCCAGGUCAACGGCUCCCCUCUUGCACUUGCCCUAACGAAGACCACCCAACUCCGGGCACGGGGCGUGGCGCGCCAGAGAUCGACAUCUUGGAAGCGGGUGCCAGCUACGCAGGAAUGCCCAUCAUCACGCAAUCGUAUCAAGUUGCCCCAUUUGACAUAUGGUACUAUCCUGACUACGAGUUCACGGAAUACCCUGACUACAGUAUAAGCUACCCUAAUGGCUAUACCGGGGGUCCGUUUCAACAAGCGUUAUCUGCCACCACUAAUCUUAAUCAUGACUGGUACGACGGCAAGGCAUAUCAGAAGUAUGCAUUCGAGUACGUGCCCGGAGAGGGUGAAGACGCGUACAUUGCGUGGUAUGUGGGCGAUCAGAUGACAUGGAGGUUGGAUGGUCGAGCGAUCGGCCCUAAUGGCAAUGUCCAGAGUCGCCAGGUUUCGCAAGAGCCGAUGUCUCUGGUGUUGAACAUGGGGUUUAGUACUGCCUGGACAUUCAUUGACUUUGCGAAGCUCGUCUUCCCGGCGGUAAUGCGGGUCGACUAUGUGCGGUGGUAUCAGAAGCCAGGGAACUACUCAGUAACAUGCGAUCCGCCCGGGUGGGAAACGACGCAGUACAUCAAGGACCACAUGAAUGCAUACACGAACCCGAAUUUCACAAAAUGGGACCAGACCGGGCAUGCAUGGCCCAAGCACAAACUCAACAGCGAUUGCUGA